Messenger RNA from Volvox carteri f. nagariensis, 376 nucleotides. RefSeq lists its product as uncharacterized. NCBI's taxonomy places the organism in Eukaryota, Viridiplantae, Chlorophyta, Chlorophyceae, Chlamydomonadales, Volvocaceae. The transcript has 4 exons. The annotation marks the transcript as partial. The record is from RefSeq and is a predicted model, not a curated record.
CUUAGAACCGCCAGAGUUUGGACAUCUUUUCAUUGCUUCGCAGUGUGAUUUGACAGGUCAUCCAGCCUAGGCAACCGCCGGUUUAGCACUGACAAUGCCCAAGGCCGCCAAGGAGAAGCCCGCUGCGGCGAAGAGGGAGAAGAAGGUGAAGGAUCCCAACGCGCCCAAGAAGCCGCUGGGCGCAUACAUGUGGUUUUGCAAGGACAUGCGCGAGCGGGUGAAGGCAGAGAACCCCGGCAUGUCGGUCACCGACAUCGGCAAGCGGCUGGGCGAGCUCUGGAAGGAAGUCAGCGAGGAGGACAAGAAAAAAUAUCUGAAGCAGGCCGAAGAUGACAAGGAGCGCUACAAUAAGGAAGCAGCUGCAUACAACAAGGAG